GUGCGCAUGCUUUCCGAGCUUCUAUAUUUGAUCAAUAACUUCAAGUGUUAUCUGAUUAAAACAACUACACAUGUACAAUGUUAAAGAAAAAAUAUCAUAUUAUAAUAAAUUAGAAAAUUUAAGAAUCAGAAAAGCGAGGAAGUUUUAGUUUUAUAUAUUUCUCAUUUUUAAAGAGUUUUGAAGUUUUGAAACGAUACCGCCGGCUGUACCUGGCGGCAAAUAAAAUGCCGGUACCAAGGCGCUUUUCAGUUUCCGUUUUACUUUUGAAAGACUAAAUAUAUGUUAAUACCGUUAUUUAAGUCAUAUUAUUAAUUCUAAUGCAUACGAAAAUACGAAUAUCAUCAUUGACGAAAUAUAAUGUAAACUAAUUGUUUUUUUUUUAUUCUUGGGGUCUCUAGAACGGUGAGACCAAAAGCCCAUGUGAAAGCUCGUUACCAUUUUAGUGUCACAUCCUACUGUAUCAAUUGGACUGACAUUUUUAUAUAUAUCGUCCUUCCUCUGUUCACUGCUAGAUAACGCUGACAGUAUCGUUUUCUAAAAGGUUUGUGAUGAAUAUCUGUUUUACGUAUUGAUACGUAUUCAAAGAAAAAUUGCUUGGUAUAUGAAGGAAAAGGAUAGCGAAUUUCUGUAACACAACUGAUCCAAUAAAUAAUUCUUACCCGAUACAAAUUUGAUACAAUGCAUAAUAUUUAUACAUAUAUUGGCAAAUUAUAAUAUUGCAAAACAGGUUACAAUCCACGUGGACUCAUUAUUACUUAUAUAUAACAGUUCUUAAAGGUUCUUACGAAUGAAUACAGUGUUUAUGAUAACAGAAUGUCUCACGAGAAACCUUGUCGUGCAUGUACAGACUUUAAGACAUGGGCAAAAAGUCAAAAGAAAACUUUUGACUCCACAAAGGAAUCUGAGGAAAGUAAAAAGAAAGAUCAAGCUGUAAAUAAUAGUAGGCGUGAAUGCCCAUUGGAUAAGGACGAAUUAGGUUCAAGAACAUGGUCAUUUCUACAUACCAUGGCAGCAUAUUAUCCUGAUAAUCCAAGUGAUGAACAGAAAUCAGAUAUGAAAACAUUUUUUAAAAUAUUUUCUAAGUUUUAUCCAUGCUAUGUAUGUGCAGAAGAUUUACAAGAGCAAAUAAAACAGUAUCCACCUCAAACAGAUUCGCAGGAAAAGUUAAGUCAAUGGCUUUGUAACAUUCAUAACGGGGUAAACAAAAGGCUUGGGAAACCUCUGUUUGAUUGCAAACUUGUUAACCAAAGGUGGAAAGAUGGUUGGCUGGAUGGUUCAUGUGAUUGAUAAUCAUUAUGGUUUUAAAUUCUCAGAUAAAUCCUACAUGUGAUAUAAAAAAUUAUGUAAGUUGAUUAUUGUAAAUAUUAUUCUAAGAAGAAUAAGAUGAUAAUGGCAUGGGUACAGCGUAUAAAAUUAAUAUUUAAUUCCUUAUUGACUAACUGUACCUAACUGUGCCCUUUCUUAGUUAUAAAUGUUAAAAAAUAACAGUAAAAAUAGGAUCAUUAUUUCAUUUUACUUACAUAUAUUAUCACUUAUUUUAGAGUAUGCUUAUUAUUAAGAUUGCAAAGUAGGUGGAGGUAGAUGGGAUAUAGUGAAUGCAGAACCUGCUGUUCUAACACGAGGUUCAUAACUAUGGUCUUGGCCAUCACCAGCAAUUGGCAUCACUUGACAUGUCCUAAUAUGAAAUGGAAAACGCUUGUUAGCCAUAGAUGGUCUAGUGAUGUAUAAAAAUAUUAUAUGUCCCAGAAAAACAAUCCACAAUGAACAUCCUUUAGCAACACUUUCUCUUAUCCAUUCAUCUACUAACAAAGUGAUGCAGAGCACCUACAAGAUUAUAAAUAUUUUUUAUAUAUUUGCAGAAGUACAAGAACAUUAUUUACAAGUGGUUUUAAAUAUGAUUCUAUGUUAUUAAAUCAAAUGUAUAUUUAUUACAUAUACCGUUAAUGGAUGGCACAAAAACCAUGUUGAUCCCAAUGAAAAUAAUGAACCGUAAAAAUGAAGCUUUGUUGACAUUUUCCUAACGGUUUUAAAACAACAAACGGAAAAUACAAUCCAUGCAAUCAAUUUUAAUAUUAUUAGUCCAUAACCUGGUGGUGAUUCAUAGAUGUAUAGUACUAAUCCAGGAUCAAACACAUCCGACUGAUAAAUAUAUAAUGACAACUGACAGAAAGAAACGAGACAAAUAAAACAUAUAAGCCAU
Messenger RNA from Osmia lignaria (orchard mason bee), 2200 nucleotides. RefSeq names its product Evr1_Alr domain-containing protein Alr (gene Alr). The record is from RefSeq and is a predicted model, not a curated record. Gene Ontology annotation, molecular function: flavin-dependent sulfhydryl oxidase activity; flavin adenine dinucleotide binding. Gene Ontology annotation, cellular component: mitochondrion. Lineage: Eukaryota; Metazoa; Arthropoda; Insecta; Hymenoptera; Megachilidae.